Dichomitus squalens LYAD-421 SS1 is the source of this 1755-nucleotide messenger RNA. RefSeq lists its product as uncharacterized. Gene Ontology annotation, biological process: RNA processing; adenosine to inosine editing. Gene Ontology annotation, cellular component: nucleolus; cytoplasm. The transcript is spliced from 11 exons. Gene Ontology annotation, molecular function: double-stranded RNA binding; tRNA-specific adenosine deaminase activity; double-stranded RNA adenosine deaminase activity. Lineage: Eukaryota; Fungi; Basidiomycota; Agaricomycetes; Polyporales; Polyporaceae. The record is from RefSeq and is a predicted model, not a curated record. Bases 1 to 1755 code for a protein of 584 amino acids.
AUGGCCUACCCUGCAUACGACACGUAUUCGGCCGGCUACCCCCUUCAGCACUCGCUCUCCCAUGGGCCACCGGUCUUUGGCGGCCACCCUACGGAGUACCCGUACUCCGACCCAGGAUACGGCCCCGGAUAUGCAAGCAGCGGUGUCUACCCCGCAUACGGCCCUCAAAGGUCGAUGAGCCAGUACGCGUACGAUGACCUCGACAUCCGAGACCCCUACUACGCUGACCGCCGCAUCAGCGCGCCAUAUGGGAUGGGCCGCCGCGCUUCAAGGAUGACGCGCUCCCUCUCUCGCAUGAGCCGGCACGCUGGAAUGGGGUACGACGCGAUGCGGUCGACGGUGAUCAAGUUCAAGCGCAAGGGUGGCUUCCGGAGCGGCAUCACCCUCGGGGAGGCCAUGUCCGACGCACACUUGAGCAGCAACCACGACUACAGCCUGUACGACCUCAACGCGGACGCCCGCGGACGCAUCAUUCUCAAAAUCCGCUGGUCGGGAUACAACUCGAUGACAUACGAACUCCCCGCGGACGGCUACGACGGCCGCGUCGAGCUUCAGACCCUCGCACGGAGGAUCGCACGCGCGUGCGUGCACUUCUUGCAGGUAUGCAUGCCUGUCAGGUUGGCAUAUUGCCUGGGGUUCAAGCCUCCCGAUGGCCAAUUUACAGUCUUAGCUGGCUUCGUUCUCACCGACGAUGAGGCAUCCAAAAUCAUUUCUCUUGGUACCGGGUCCAAAUGUCUACCUACUGCUCGUCUGCCGAAAAUUGGGGACUCCCUGCACGAUAGUCAUGCCGAAGUCCUCGCCCGGAGAGGCGCCAUCCGGUGGUUCCUAGAGGAGAUAGGCCGGUGCUGCGCUACGCCGGAAACUGCAUCCCAAUGGAUCUUGAAAGGCGCAGACGGCAAGUUCGCUCUAAGAGACAAGGUUAAGCUCAACAUGUACAUAUCUACGGUACCAUGCGGGGAUGCCUCUACCAGGUACCUGGCGUCUUUCCAGAAUGCCGAGAUGGCUGCGCUCAAGGACUCCACGCAGUACCCGAAGCUGUCUCCAGGAAGCACUUCCAGAGGGCGCGACAACUACUCGCUGUAUGGCGUGAUGCGCACGAAGCCUGGGCGCGCGGACUCGCCGCCGACGCUGUCCAUGUCUUGCAGCGACAAGAUUGCCGCAUGGAACGUGCUCGGGAUCCAAGGUGCUCUGGCAUCUCGCCUGCUGCGGCCUAUCUACAUAGAUCGACUCGUCAUCGGAGAGGUCGAGCCAUCCAUGCGCGAUGUUGUGCUCGAGGAUUGUCAGAGAGCGCUGUACGGCAGGCUUCGCUCGAUCAAGGGGCCACCGACGACUUACAGACUCAACGAGCCUUCCAUUAAGUUCACGGCGGUCCCAUACGUUCACUCGCGCUCCGUCCUCGGACCGACAGCUACUAGUGGGUGUAACGACUCCCUUUGCUACGUCGCAGACUCGGCGAAGGACAGCGAGGUUCUCAUCAAUGGCCUUCGUCGUGGUGUGCCGCCGAAACAUCGCCACAACCCAAAGUUCAGGCCAAUGCUGUCGAAGCUUGCAUUGUAUGCGCUCUUCCAUGAGGUAGCGGCGAAGACGGGGCUGUUCACAGACGGAGAGCGUACGUACUACCAGAGCAAGCAAAGUGACGCGGAAUAUCGCAUGGCCAAGGCUGCUCUCAAAGGACCGGGAGGACCUUUCGAGGGCUGGGUGAUCAGCGGACGGGAAUGGGAACAGUUCAAUGUCGACGGAUCGUUGCCAACGUGA